GCCCCGCCUGUCUCUGGUGUGUGUCCCUGUGUAGGUGUGUACAUCCUCAUCGUCGUCGGAGCCGUCAUGAUGUUCGUUGGAUUCCUUGGUUGCUAUGGCGCCAUCCAGGAGUCCCAGUGCCUCCUCGGAACGUUCUUUGCUUGCCUGGUGUUGCUGUUUGCCUGUGAGGUUGCUGCUGGCAUCUGGGGCUUCAUGCACAAGGAUUCGGUGUCUAAGGAGUUCAUAGCGUUCUACGACUCAGUGUAUGAGCAGGGCCUGACCAUGAACUUGUUAGAAGACAAGAAGCGUGCCGCCACCCAGGUCCUCAAGGCCAUCCACGAGACACUGGACUGCUGCGGAAAGGACAACACCAUUGAGAACCUGUUCACUCACCUGGGCACCGACGUGUGUCCAGAGAGGAGCAGUGUGUUCAGCCAAAGCAAGAACUGUCACACACGAAUCAGGUCGCUCUUCACUGAUAAAGUCUACCUGAUUGGCUUUGCUGCUCUGGCUGUUGCAGUCAUCAUGAUCUUCGAGAUGAUCUUCAGCAUGGUGCUUUGCUGUAGCAUCCGCAACAGCCCGGUCUACUGAAGGCCCCGCUGAGGAGCCUGAAAGGUCACAAGCUUUGACCUCUGGAGACAACCCCUCCCCCUCCCUCUUCAGAAGGAAGAAAAUGUGUUUAUCUCUCCUGCUCUCUUUUGUAUCUCUUCUCUCGAUGUAGUCGCUUGUCCCAUUUAACAGCCCACAGGAGGGAGCACAUAAUGAAGUGUCUUUUAAUCUGCCUGAAGUAUAGCUAGUAGGCCCAAUAUGGUUACCACUUGCCUCUCUUUCUCUCUUUAUCUAUUUCUCUCUCUCUUUCUCUCUCUCUGUACUGUACUGUAUGCUAUGAUGCAUAAUGAAGAGCUGUGGUGAACACUCAACAUUCAUAUAAGCAUGCGCACACACACACACACACACACACACACACACACACACACACACACACAUGUCUAAUUCUAAUGAUGUCUAAAUUUCAAGACAUAUUUUAGCUAAUUCCUCUCUUGACCCCCAUAGCGCCCCCUUGUGUUAUACAUCUAGAUAUUGCUAUUGCUAUAUGGUUGUGUUCUUUUUUUCUUUUUUUUUACCACCUGUACAUGUUUCAACUGUAUAUAUUUGCAGUGCUGUCUGACGUUUGAGCAUGGAUAUUGUGUUCUUCUCCCUCUCUUUCUCUCUUUCUCUCUCUAUAUAUGAGAUGCCUGUUGGCCUGAGUUCGCUCCUAACUAGAUGACCACUAUACUAAAACAGUGUUGUACUUUCGAAUAGAGCGUUAGAGAGAUGAACCUAGUCACCGUUGUUUGUUAAACAGAGGUUGAUAUUUGACCAUAUCACAUCAGUUCACAACGCUCCUGCUCUUUGAUUGCCCGUUAACUGCACCAAUAACAACAGACACAGCGAUCACAAAACCCGCCCAUCUGGCCAAUCGGCAGCACUGUUAAUCUGGGGGAAAGCUAUGAUUGGUGGUCCAAUACACAUAGUGACAGAAGAAUGUCAUUUGAAAGAAAGGUUUCGGUCAGUGAAGACCACUGGCAAACAACACACAUUAACUAUAGUUUAUGUGGUUUAUAGAACCCAUAUCAGGAGCCUGGGAGGAGUUUACUCUGUACAGGAUAUGACCUUGAUUGUGCACACAUCCAGGUUAAAGAGCUCUGCUCUCAGGGGAGACAGUCGUAUGACUUUGUCCAGAAGGGGACACAUGUUGUCCGUCGCUUGGCUACCAAGUCCUGGGCUGUCUGUCUUGAUAUCCUAUGAAUGUAGUAGGCUCCAGUGUUAGCUUUAUACUUUUUUCACUGCACGGCGGUGAGACCCGUCAACUGGACAUCUCUUCUGCUAUCUCCCAAAUAACUCCACACACAGCUGGACAGAAGCCUAAAACGGCACCUAGCUUUACUAAUACACCCUCAAUCCAACACCGUGUCUAGAACUAGUCUGCGUAUAUGAAGGCACCUAGCUUUACUAAUACACCCUCAAUCAAACACUGUGUCUAGAACUAGUCUGCGUAUAUGAAGGGUGGAACUGUCCUGGUCUGGGGUCUUCUCCAGAGAGAAAGGGCCACAGGAUUACUAUGGCAAUGAGUUUUAGCAUAGCAAGAUGUUAGUGUCUUUACACAUGGCACAGGAAUAUUAUUGUCCCAGAGGAAAAGGUCCCUCGGUAUCACAGUGCAACCGCCACUAUCCACCCCACAAUCCUCUUUGUCUGCGUGUCAUCUCGAGUAGAGUUUCUUAAUAAUGUUCUGUUUUUAGAGACAAUAAAAAAACGUACGUUUUUCGCGUAAGCGCUUCACGAUGCUGUGCCGAUAGUGGAAUUUCCUGUUGUGCUGAAAGUAGCUUGACAAUGCUGGUAUGUGAUGUGAGGCGAUAUUCCGUAGGGACAAGGUGUGUGAGUGUGGGAGAGUGUGUCUGUUUGUAUGUGUGUGUGUGUGCGUGCGUCUGUGUGUUGGCUUCACGGAGGACUUUCUCAGGAAGUCCAAGCAAGGACAGACUUGUCUCAAUCUUUGGUUUGAUUUGACGUGCCACUCCCUCUCUGUACCAUAGGAGUCUUGGGCCCCCUCAGUGUUCCCUGCAGUAACACAACCAGUCCUCCAGGGGGCUUUUUGGUCCUCAGUUUCCACCUCCACCUGGGUGGCAGUGUUCUGCAACCUGUGUGCAUAGCAAUGUCACAUGCUCAUCUAAUCAUCCACAAUCCAACCCACAAACCAGCACACGUGCCCACACACACACAUGCACACAUGCACACACGCACACACACACACAUGCACACACGCACACAGACACACUUACACUCACACACAGGCACCAUCACCCUUUGUGUAAUCUUACAUGCAAUCUGCAAUCCUGUCUUGUUAACACUUAUGCCAAUGCUGAUAUGCUGAAAAGUGUCUUGUAAUAUGUACAGCUCUAUAUUAUUGAAUUAAUGACUAUGUAAAGACAACGUAUGCCCUUUAUUGUAAUAUCUUUUUUCUGGUACUUUGACAACAGAAGGAAGUGGGAGGAGAGUUUGGGGGAAGCAGGACUUGUUUGGGCGUUUGGACGGGUUGAGUCUGAGGGGGAGACACCAGUCACAGGAUGAAGGUUUCACUUUGUUGGAAUUACGACAGCAAGAUCACUGUUGCUAAAUAUAAUCGUUUCUUUAACUUUCACUGUGCAGGAUGCUCAGUCAAUUUGUGUAAAUGUCGGAGGCAUCUUAUACCUAUACAACCUGGCCAGGACCCACCUCUGGUCUGGCUCUGAUCUGGCUCUGAUCUGGACCCAAGUCUGUUAAGUUUUCUCAGAACAACUGCCCAGUUCCAGCAGGUCUGCUUCCACACCAAUCUCUGACCCUGCCGAUCAGUUAAAGUUGUGUUGCCCAGAUAUUUAGGGAUUAAAUGUAUUUUACAAAUAA
Molecule: messenger RNA, 3396 nt
Organism: Alosa sapidissima (American shad)
Lineage: Eukaryota; Metazoa; Chordata; Actinopteri; Clupeiformes; Clupeidae
Product: CD81 antigen-like
Exons: 6
Coding region: 67-570 (167 amino acids)
Cellular component (GO): membrane
Source: RefSeq, a predicted model, not a curated record